GUUCAAAUAGCGUAAACUAAUAAAAUCUUGAAAACCGAGAAAUUGAAGGAUUAUGAGUUCACUUUGGUUCUGAACUUAUGCGGUGCACCGGGUGGUUUCUGUAAAGUCUUAAUGGAACGCAAGGAAACAGUUCACGUUUUCACAUUGCCAGAGGCGAACGGUGGCUGGCCAAUGCGGAUUGAAGACAGUCCAAAACAGGCAUGGACCAAAAUUUCAGUGAACAUGCAUGGACCAGACUAUGGUGACAUUGUUAAAUUGGCGUCUCUUGCUAAAGAUAAUCAUGUCAAAUGGUAUGAUAAAUACCAGCUUGUGACUAUGGAUGGGUCGUGGCAUGGAAAUGAAGAUUAUGAAGGACACUCCAAUGAAACAGCUCUCCAAAACUAUGAAAUGCUGUUAUCUCAACUGAUUGUCAUGCUGGAUCAUAUCGCGGAAGAUGGUGUUGCAAUUAUUCGAGCGAAAAUGAAAUAUGCUUCCGGAGCUGUUGUGCUGACUCUGCUGUCUAGAAUGUUCGAGUCAGUUGAGCCUGUGAAGCUAGACGAGGAAACGUGUGGAAAUUUGUGGCACUCAAUUUUCUCAUAUGUCAUCUGUCAAAAGUUCAAAAGCCAAUCGAGAGAUGGAAAUCUGAAGAUAAUCAAUGAGUUCCUGGGGGAAAUAAAGGAAGGAAGUACUUUUUUUCUUGAGGAAGUCCCGAAGAUGUCAGAAUUCGAAACGGCCUGCAGACUGCAACUGGAGUUCUUCGAGGAGUGUACGAAACAUUUUGACGAACAGCGCAAACUACUUGAACAGAAAAAGAAAAAACUUCACCCUCAUCAAUUUUCGCAUUAA
Molecule: messenger RNA, 825 nt
Organism: Symsagittifera roscoffensis
Lineage: Eukaryota; Metazoa; Xenacoelomorpha; Acoela; Convolutidae
Exons: 4
Coding region: 112-825 (237 amino acids)
Source: RefSeq, a predicted model, not a curated record